GAUUUUUCGAACCGUCCCAAGCGGGAAAAGUAAAAAGCCAUGGAAAAGAAGCUCCGCUCCUCCCUCAAGGCCUCCGCCGAGGACUUCCUCUCCUCCGCCGUGAAACUAACCCUAAAAUUUUCAAAGGCGCCUCUCAAAUCCCUUAUCCAUUCCAUUCCCGCUUCUUCCCCUCUUUCCUCCACCCUCCCUUCUUCUCUCCACCUCUCCAUCUCCGACUCGAUUCGUUCAUUCCAAAACAAGACGACCCACCGUGAAGCCGACUCCUCCCGGUCUCCUCCCGCCAAGCGCACUCGCCGCUCCUCCCGGAGCUCCAACCCCCAAGACGUUCGAGUUGACGACAGUAGCGAAACCCUCCGCACACUCGCUUAUAUCACCGGCUUAUGCGUUUCGCAUCCCCGAGACGUGUUUCAACACUCCGAUUUAAUCCCAUCCGUCCGAUCUUUGCACGACAGCCUCGUCGUUUUUGAGUCGGAUCCUGUUUUGUCCUAUGAAAUAGCGUGUUUAUGUGAAGAAUGGUGGAAACGAGACUUACCGGAAAAGGAAAUCCUAAUUUCGCAAACGCUGCCGUUUUUGCUCUCGAAGUCGUUAACUAUGAAGAAAAAGGUGGAUGUCCACCGAGUUUAUUCGCUCCGUGAAGCGUUCAAUUUAUUUGAUUUUGAAGACGAAAGCAUCGAAGAUUUGAAGCUGUUAUUAAUUCGAUGUGUCAUCGAGCCUUUGUAUUUGAAGACGGAAGAAGGAAAGAGGUUCCUGGCGUUUGCAUUUGGGUUAAAUUUGCAGUUCUUGAAGGAAUGUUUGGCGAUGAUAAAAGCUCAGAUUCCGUUUGGGAGGAAAUCCAUGCUGGAAGCUUACGGGGAGAUUGUGUUUAAGGGAUGGAAAGGGGUUGAAGGGGAACUGAAAAGGGAAAUCGAAGAUGGGUUCUUGAUGGGUUUAGUUGAAGGAGCCAUACAUGCAAGCUCGAAAGGUUUGGGAAGUAGUAUUAGAAGGGUUUUAGGUGGGUUUAUUAACCAGAGAACUGUUGAUGGAGUUGAAAAGUUGCUUUUUAGACUAGCUGAGCCUCUGAUUUUCCGGUCUUUACAGGUUGCAAAUUCAAAUGUUCGCCAAAAUGCAUUGCAUUUACUUUUAGACUUGUUCCCUUUUGAAGAUCCUGAUGCCACCAAAGAGGCUAAAGAUACAUUGCUGGAUAAACAGUUCUUUCUGUUGGAGAAAUUACUCAUGGAUGAUUGUCCUGAUGUGAGAGUUAUUGCUGUGGAAGGCUGUUUUCGGAUUCUCCAUUUGUUUUGGGAAAUUAUCCCUCCACCAACCAUUACAAAGAUGAUCACGAAAGUUUUUGAUGAGAUGGCAUAUGACGCAUGCAGUGAGAUUCGGUUUUCCACAUUGAUUGGCAUUGUCUAUUUACUUGGCAAUCCCCAGUCGCAUGAAAUUCUUAAAGUGCUUCUGCCCAGGCUGGGGCAUCUGAUGUUAGAUAAUGUUCUUUCAGUAAGAGUUGCUAUGGUAGAUCUCCUCCUCCUUUUAAAGGACAUUCGAACUUUCCAAUUUAAUAAGGUGGUCGGUUUAGAAGUCUUGUUGAAUACACUCUCAAAUGACCAACCUCCAGUUGCUCAGAAGAUCACAAGAUUACUUAUGCCAUCAUACUUUCCCGCGAGACUAGCCAUUGAGGAGGCAUGUGAUCGCUGUGUCACACUUAUGAAAAGGUCUCCACUAGCUGGAGCAAGGUUUUGUGAGUUUGUUUUGUUAGAAGGUGUAUCUCUUAAAUCCAUGAUGGAACUUGUCAAGGUUUUCAUAAGUUUACUGUUGUCGAAUGCUAAACUUGGUGCUCCGGUUGUUGAGGGUUUACUGGUUGCAUCAGCCAACCUUUGCAGUAGUCUAGCAAAUGAACAAACUCAGCAAGAUUCCCUUCGAGAGUUGUUUUCUGGUGAAAGAGUUAAGCGCUUGUUAGCCGUCGCAUCUACUGCUCAUGCUAGAUCUUCUAUUUUUGACAUGUUAUCUAGCACUGCUUCAGACAAUGUAGUCGAGCUCGUUGGAAAUUGCAUGAGCAUAGUCACUGAUUGUAGUGAUUUAUCAGAAAAUUUAGAAAAGCAGGCUGAAGUGAGGUCUUCCCACAAAUUAUUGACAUCAUGUGUUUCUUUCGAUGAUAUGUUUGAGGCUCUAACAAGGCUUUUGCAAAAAACUGCCUAUCGCUGUCAUUUUAAAUUUGGCACUGAAGCACCAAAACAGAAUGUUUCUCCUGCAAAAAGAAAGAAAUCGAAGUCUUCAUCAAAAACUUCUGUUAAAUGGAAACAUGUUAGUGGAAAAAAGUCAUCCAAUUUCAAGGAUGAUUAUUCAGUUGCUAUUGGGGUAUCGUGGCAGAUAAAAGAUAUGCUUUCUUCUGAGAACACUCGAAAAGCUAUGAUGAGUGCUCAAGCUUUGGAAUUGCCAUUCCUUGCUUUAAAGAUUAUCUCUGAGGUCAGCAUCGUACAGUGUGAGUAUUAUGAAUAUAUGGACCCGUAUCCUGUGUUGGCAUAUACAAGUCUUGCUCUGCAGAUGGCCCUUCAAAAUGUUAGAGUUAGUAAUGCAACUGAAUCUGGUACUAAGAAGGAUGAACAAAUCAAAUCAUCAGGUCUAAUUUCAAAGGCCAUGGUAGUCCAGGUAAUGGAUCACCUGCUUGAUUGUACAGAUAAACUCUUUGAAGAAGGUGACUCGGAAAAGAAUGCGAAAUCACUUCCAAAAUCUAAACAGAGCAAGAGGGCCUCACGGCUUGAGAAGAAACAGGGAGAACCUCAAACGGAUGCUUCUGGCUCUAAUACUGAUGGGUCAGUAUAUACCAAGCAAAAACAGAUGUCAAAGAGGGUUACAAUGUUCACAACGGUUCUCAAGUUUAUUGUCGAUUCUAUGACAAUGGGUUUUGCUCAUCGUAACCAUACAAGGUGCUUGAGGUUUACGUCGGCAUACAUUCAGUACAUCAUCUCUUGCCUAAGGCGGCUAUCUACAGAUAAAUCCCAGUUGAAGGAAGAAAAUUCAAAGCAAUGUUUUGUGUGUGUGAAGAGCUCUUUCAGCUAUGCAUUUAAGUUACUGAAUCUAGUCCAUAAUGCUGCCACUGAAGCUUCACCAGCACCGGUGGAGUCUUUUAAUCUUGCCAAUGACUUGCUUGAUCUCAUCAUCUCGGGUGAAUUGUUUUUGGGUUCGAAUUAUGCCGCCCAACUUGUUGCUGUAGCAAAGCCUUGGCUCCCUGAUUUGAUUCUGGCACUAGGUUCUACAAGUAUGCUUGAGCAGAGUAUAGAGAAGCCAUAUUUGACUGCAUUGGAACACAUUAAACUCCAUUUUCCAUCAUGGCCCCUAAUUUUGGCCAAAAUUGAACUUGCCGAAAUGAGUGAACAUGAUCGGGACGACAAGGACAGUCAAGUCUCCGAACCAGAAUUCUUCGAGUUCAAGAAACUCGUGGCAAUCAUCAUUUCAUUACUAAAGCGAAAUCGCAGCAUACUCGAUGCUAUUGGUGUUAUCUUCCUUGCUACAUCGGUUAUAGGGCUAGAAAGAAAGGACCUUGAUCUGCUACUUGGACUGUUAAGCUUUGUUUGCCGGAAGUUGAUCGGGCAAGAAGACCGCGAAUGGCGUGGGCUUGACAUGAUGCUGGUUUCUCUUCCGGACGUGUAUCCUCGUAUCGAGAGGGAGAUCGGAGAGCAAGAUGAUGAUAAAGAUAAGGAUGAAGAUGAAGACGAAAGCCAUAAUAAAUUAGCUAGUGCCAAAGCAUUGCUUGAACCUGUCUGGUUAUAUCAUGUUUAUGAAACUCAAAAGUUUUCAGAGGUGGCACAAUAGAUG
This is a messenger RNA of Hibiscus syriacus, 3792 nucleotides long. RefSeq lists its product as uncharacterized. The record is from RefSeq and is a predicted model, not a curated record. Gene Ontology annotation, biological process: mitotic sister chromatid segregation. Gene Ontology annotation, cellular component: nucleus; condensin complex. Lineage: Eukaryota; Viridiplantae; Streptophyta; Magnoliopsida; Malvales; Malvaceae. The coding region runs from base 40 to 3789 and encodes 1249 amino acids. The transcript has 5 exons.